Molecule: messenger RNA, 928 nt
Organism: Mercurialis annua (annual mercury)
Lineage: Eukaryota; Viridiplantae; Streptophyta; Magnoliopsida; Malpighiales; Euphorbiaceae
Exons: 2
Coding region: 176-793 (205 amino acids)
Molecular function (GO): zinc ion binding
Source: RefSeq, a predicted model, not a curated record
GAAACGCUGCCGUUUUUUCCCCUUCUUAAAAUACCCAACAUCUUAAAACCCCAAAUUAAAACCUAUUCGUUCUGAAAACCUAAUUCCCAAAUCUUCUCUAAUUUCUUCUAACUUCCUUAUUCUUCCAACUAAAAACCCUAAUUUAUCUUGUUCGAGUUUUUCCUCACAUUGUUUGAUGACGAUCCAUGAGUUAGCAAGCAGUGCAAGCAGUGGGAUUUACUCUGAAGCUACUAGUUCGGAGUUCAAUUCCAUUCCUCAUAAGCGUUGCCUCCAUGACCUAGUUGCUUCCGUCUAUACGGCAUACACGAAAGGGAACCCUGGAAGGAGAUUUUACCGGUGCAAGCUUAGAGAGUAUGACGACUGCAAAUUCUUUGAAUGGAUCGACCCAGAGGUAACUGGUCGUGAAAAAAAGGUUAUAAACAAGAUAUUUGAAAAGAGGGAUGAACUAGAAGAGGCAUUGAAGUUAAAAACAGAGACAGAGGCCAAAUUGAGAUGUGAAGUGCAUAGCAGUGGACUUAGGUUGACAGCUUGUCGAGGCCUUAUAGGUGUGCUGAACCGAAGAGUGGAAGAUGUUGAUCGUAAGAACCUUGAGUUGCAACAAACUGUUCAUGAAAUGGCUGAGAUGAACUCUAGAGUUGGAAAGCAAGCAAAUAAGCUUGGAGGGAUCAAGUCUAAACUACUGACUGAGAAGAAGACUCUGCAGAAAAGAAAUGAAGUGUUGGUGAUGAUUAUUUGGUUCAUGUCUAUACUGAUUGUGAUUGUUUGUGCAGUGGCCAUCAAUCUUUGUCAGUAAUGUGCAUGGUUGGGCAGUUUGUUUAUGCCAUUUUAUGUUAGUUUAUGGUAGUAUGUAGUAUGCAGUAUGUAGUUUAUGUUAUGCAGUUUAUGUUAGUCUAUGUUAUGUAAGAACAAAGUGCCAAUAUGAAUGAAG